AUGUUUGAACGUUUCCAGAACUAUAUGAAGACAUGGUUAGCUCCUCUCAGCCAGGAUGAACCAGGCAAUAAGUUUUCAAGUUCUUUCACAAAAAUCAAAAUAUGGAGUCCGCCGUUCUCCCAGGGCGCCAAUUCAGCGUCAAGGGUAAACUGGAUAUUGUCACCGUGGGCGGCAGAGUGUUGGGACUCUUUAUGGAAGAAGCGAUGGCCGAAGCUGGAGCAGACAGUCCGUUACAUCGGCCGUCUCCGAAGUCCUGACGCGGAGUUCCUAGCCACCCAAGAUCUAGCCGGCCUGGGAACGGCCAGAAUCUUCCGACCCACCAAUGCUGUCGACUACUCGCCCGAAAAUAUGACAAAACCAUGGAUAUCAAAUUACUCGGGCCUCUUCAUGACAGCGCAGGUGGUAGCAAGGCAGAUGAUGGAAUAUGAAUGUGUCGACUUAAUCAUGCUGGCGGCAAGUAUGAGCAGGCUUGUAACCAUCAAGGGGCUUAACGCACCAGUGUAUACCUCAUCCAAGGCAGCGGCUAUCCAACUAGAAGGGAGCCUGACAAGAGGACUAGAGUUAAUUCAUUGUGCCCAGGGCACAUUCUGA
Messenger RNA from Histoplasma capsulatum G186AR, 591 nucleotides. Its product is annotated as oxidoreductase. The transcript is spliced from 4 exons. Bases 1 to 591 code for a protein of 196 amino acids. Lineage: Eukaryota; Fungi; Ascomycota; Eurotiomycetes; Onygenales; Ajellomycetaceae. The record is from RefSeq and is a predicted model, not a curated record.